ACUGAGUCUACGCCUACAAUCCCUAUAUUUCUAAUAGGGGGAGUGUGGCGCUCUUAGCGAGCCUUAUCCAUUCCUCGGAUCGAGGACGAAUCCCGUGCUACAAAUUGCUUUUUACACGUGGAGCAACACAUCUUUAUCUUGAUGGAGCUACUGUAGGAUUGUUAUUAUCCCUUAUUCAGCCUCUCUUCGGCACUUGUUCGUCGUAUCUUUGAAGGAAGCCACGAUCUCAGCUGCAAGCCAAUCUUCUAAUCCAUUUCCCCGCAUUGCGCCUCUUGUUCCACGUUGUGUCCGAGACUCGUUCGCGGGAGUGAUAUUCUCCGAAGUAAGAUACCAUUCAUCUGGCCAGAUAGGCUGUGCGAAGUGGACUUCGGAAGCGUUGCAAUAAUCUCAGAUUCCACGUCGUUGCUCAGGCAUAGAUCAGAUGCCGGCACGGGAUGGUCUGCAUAUCACCCCAUUCAAGCCAAACCUGAGCACAGGUGCAAAUGCCGGCGCUAUACUCGCUUGCACCAUUUCAGCUAUAAGCGCCGUCACCCCCACCGCUACAUUCCUAUCUGGUCUACUAUCUGCCCUAAAUUAGCAUCGCUGGUGAAGAUCCGAAGAUCUUGACUUGUACCUAUAAUAGUUACCCCUGAUAACCUACGAUAGGAUUCUUUUCGGUUUGAUAGCUUCAAGGAAUUCUGCGGAAAAGCAAACUCCACAUGCUUUGUGCACACGGAAAGGGGUGAUUUCGGACGUCCCCCAACGAUUUUCCGCCGCUAUGUUCCACAUGCGAAAGGUAACACUAGUAUGGCAAACACCGACUUCGCCCUUCUUCUCAACGAGAUCUACUUGGGAACAUAUUGAAGACGCUCGCAAUAGAAGAAGUAGGAGGCAUUAACUUUAUGGGGAGAGGAAGAAACCGAGAAACUCGAUACAGACAAGAUGAGGUUCCUUUGUUUACCAGGUGCCUACGGCAGUGCGAAACACCCUUCUGCAAAGAAAUGUCCAGUGAUGGCAAAACCGAAUUCUUCUUCACUCAAGGAGAAAUAUUAUGCGAUCCGCCCCCAGGAUUUCUCGACUACUUCGGUCCAGCUCCCCACUACCGCUUCAUAGAAUACGACGGCAUCGAGCAAAACGACGUCCUCGAACGCGUGCGCGACUUCCCAGAAGGGGAAAAUCCUGAAGACGUCCUUCGUGAGCUCAUGCCCGAAGGUUCAGACGGGAUUCGCUCUUCAGUGCGCAACGCCCUCGAUGCAAUCUACGCUACGAUCGAGAAACACGGCCCUUUCGAUGGCAUAUGUGCGUAUUCUGAAGGCACCGUCGUGGGCUCUACCCUGAUCAUGGAUGAGCGAAAACGAUUUGAGGAUGAGGGACGGCCAAGAAGUAUCAAGCGCGCUGUGUUCUUCGCGGGUUGGCCACCCUUGCAUCUCGGGAGGAAUGAGAUGUUGCUUAGGGACAAUAGCGAGGAGGUUGUGGAUGUGCCGACGCUGCAUUGUGUUGGUGCUGAUGAUCCGUACCUAGCUGGUGCCAUGGCCCUCUACAAUGUUUGUGAGCAGGAUGACGCGGUACUGUUCGAUCAUGGGAAGGGGCACACGAUCCCUAGGGAUGCGCAGACGCUGAGGGAGUUGGGGGAUGCGGUGAGGGGAUUAGGGAAGGCUUGUUUCUAGGUAGAGCUUGAGGAGUUCGAUCGAUCGAUUCAAAUUGACCAUUAUUUCGCGUCUUGACGUUUUGCUUGGUCCUUUGAUAUUCUACUUUGAGCCUGGCCGUGCACUUCCAUUCUGUGUCUCGGCGUGAGCUAGAAUCGUUGCAGUCUUUCAUCUCCGAAUAUCCCGCGGUAACCUCGCGAAGUUAGCAAAUAGAAACCUCAUUCCUUAUC
Molecule: messenger RNA, 1855 nt
Organism: Cadophora gregata
Lineage: Eukaryota; Fungi; Ascomycota; Leotiomycetes; Helotiales; Ploettnerulaceae
Exons: 2
Coding region: 882-1646 (254 amino acids)
Cellular component (GO): nucleus; cytoplasm
Source: RefSeq, a predicted model, not a curated record